Dicentrarchus labrax (European seabass) is the source of this 1236-nucleotide messenger RNA. RefSeq names its product troponin I, cardiac muscle-like. Gene Ontology annotation, cellular component: troponin complex. The record is from RefSeq and is a predicted model, not a curated record. Gene Ontology annotation, biological process: muscle contraction. NCBI's taxonomy places the organism in Eukaryota, Metazoa, Chordata, Actinopteri, Moronidae. Bases 324 to 773 code for a protein of 149 amino acids. The transcript is spliced from 5 exons.
AGAAAAAAAGUUCCUUAAAAAAAACGUCGAACAUAAAUCCUAUCAAUGGUUUUGCAUAAGAAUUCAAAAUAAAUGAUCAUUCAUAACAACCGAUAAUUUAAUGGCUGUUAUUUAAUUAUUCCAAUAAUUUAUAAUAAGAUAAAUUUCACAUUAUCGGCGGAUAAUUUAUCAGUCCCGAUAAUUAUCGUGCAUCCCUAUUGAAAACCUAUAUUAAUGACGGUAUUUGAUGUAUAAAAAGUUCUUAUCUUUCACAGAGAAAGUCAAAAUAUUCAGCAACACGCCGGCUGCUUUUGAAGUCCAAACUGCUGAAAAAGGCAGCGUCUAUGCUGGUGGCUGAAAGUGAAGCAAAGAAACACGAGAAGGAAAGAGUUGUGAGUGAGUGCUACCCUCCACUGAAGCUGUCAGGUCUGUCAGUCCAGGAGCUCCAGGACCUUUGCAAAGACCUACAUCGUAAAAUUGAUGUUGUAGAUGAAGCACGUUAUGAUAUGGAGAUUAAAGUAGCCAAAAAUGAGAUAGAGAUCCAGACACUGAAUCAGAAGAUCAUCGAGCUGAAGGGUGUAAAGAGGCCCAGCUUGAAGAGGGUGAAGAAAACUGCAGACGACAUGCUGGGUGCACACACUGACACCUCAAAACUCAUGAAGGGUGAUUUCAAAGUCAACCUUAAGACAGUGAAGAAGGCGGAUGAAAAGAGGGAAGAGGUGACUGACUGGCGUAAGAACGUGGAGGCCAUGUCCGGUAUGGAGGGCAGGAAGAAGCUGUUUAAUUCUAAUUAAGAAGGUGCUUUUGUGUAACAAAUAUUUUGGGAACACAUCAUCUUUCCUGAAGUACACCUUAUGUUGGCAAUGUUCAGUUUUCUUUUUUCAUCUUCAUUUCAGAAUCAUUGUCAAAAAUCAAGAAGGUUUGCGUUGCAGGGUUGAAUAAAAAGGUUUUUGUAAAGAAUGAUGCCAUUUGUAAAAGAUUAAAUACAUGCACUUUUUUAGAUUAUACUGUAUUAGUAUAACUAUAAAUAGUUGUCUGAUCUUGCUUUAAUGUCAACUUUUAUGUAAAAAAUACCAGUGUAUGCCAUGAUUGUAAUAAUAUAAAUUGUAGCCUUUGCAUAUUGAAAGCGUGCUAAAGAACAGGCUGAUUAGCUUCAUGAGUGUGUCUUUUAAAGUGCAGUAUUUGUAUUAUACAGAUGAUGGCGUUGAUGGCAUUAUCUGUAAUAUAUGUGAUGCUGAUUAAACAACCAUAAAAACA